This is a messenger RNA of Blastocystis hominis, 1177 nucleotides long. RefSeq lists its product as hypothetical. Gene Ontology annotation, biological process: nonfunctional rRNA decay; RNA surveillance; nuclear-transcribed mRNA catabolic process, no-go decay. Bases 14 to 1177 code for a protein of 387 amino acids. The transcript is spliced from 7 exons. Lineage: Eukaryota; Bigyra; Opalinata; Blastocystidae. Gene Ontology annotation, cellular component: cytoplasm. The record is from RefSeq and is a predicted model, not a curated record.
AGACUUGCUAAAAAUGAAGAUAGAAAACAACAAAAUUGAGGGUGAAUCAGAGGGAGGCUCCGUGAGAUUGACUCCUGAGAGUGAAGAUGAUAUUUGGGAACUGUACAAUCUGAUUGCUGUGGGUGAUAUUGUGCGAUCAAAAACCACAAGAAAAGUGAAGUCUGUUUCUGCAGCCGAUUUGGUGACGGUAGCAAAGAAGGUUCUUGUUCUAUCCUUACGAGUAACAAAACUAGACUAUGACGGAGAAGGCUCUUCCCUCCGUAUUUCUGGAGUAAACAUGACUGAAAACGAGUUUGUUGCGUUGGGAGCUCGCCAUACUAUCGACAUCCGCAAAUACUAUAGUUUCACGCUUGAGAAGGACUGUUGGGACGCGAUCUACAUCGAUAAGCUGCGUGAUAUCGUCAAAAACAGCGAAACCAGCGAUCUCUACGCAAUCGUCCUCCAAGAGGGUCUCGCCAAUAUCUGCAUCAUUCGCAACAGCAUGUGCUUCGUUAAAAGCCGAAUCGAGAAGUUGAUUCCAGGGAAAGGUCGAGGGAAUCAAUCGCAGAUCGACAAAGCGAUGGAAUCGUUCUUCUCAACGAUCUAUCAGAAUUUAAUGAAGCUGGUUCACUUCGAUACCGUCAAAGCGAUUCUUGUUUGCUCCAACGGGUUCAUUAACGCCAACCUGCUCAAAUUCAUGGAUACGCAGAGUCUUGCGACAGACCACGUGCUGCACGCAAAUUUGGCGAAGUUUGUGUGCGUUCAUAGCAACUCGGGACAUGUGCAUGCAUUGAAUGAUGUGUUGAAGGACGAGAAGGUGAGAGAGCGUCUGAAUGACACCAAGUUUGCUGAGGAAGUGGCCGUUCUGAAUCGAUUUAGCGAGAUGUUCCGAACCGCUCCGAAUCGCGUGGCGUAUGGAGAGAAGAGCGUCGCGUAUUGUUUGGAGCAGGGAGCAAUCGACGUUCUGCUGGUUAGCGACAAGCUGAUCCGAGGAAAGACCGCGGACAUGAGAAAGAAGAUUAUUCAGCUCAUGGAUGCCGUGAAAGAGUCUGGAGGAAAGUCGUUUUUGUUUAGCUCGCUUCAUCCGAGCGGACAGCAACUUAAUAAUCUUACCGGCAUCGCUGCGAUCCUGCGAUUCCCCGUAGAGGAGCAGUUCGAUUCAGAAAGCAGUAGUGAUGAAUAUAGUAACGAAGAAUAA